This is a messenger RNA of Chelonoidis abingdonii (Abingdon island giant tortoise), 1417 nucleotides long. Lineage: Eukaryota; Metazoa; Chordata; Testudines; Testudinidae. The record is from RefSeq and is a predicted model, not a curated record.
UAAAGAAGGAGAAGGAAAGAGAAAGUUUUGCAGAGACUGCUAUUGAGGUCCAUUUCUUCUGCUCAAAAUGACAAUGGAAGAAUAGCUGAGAGAGACUGGAAGAGAUGAGAGAGGUAUAGACAGCUGCAACUCAGCACAGAAAGCAAGGUGGCUGAACUUCUCCAUCAAAGUAAAUUAAAGUCCUUUGAGAGUGAACGUGUUCAACUCAUGCAAGAAGAAACAGCAAAGAAUCUCUCACAAUGUCAAUUAGAAUGUGAGAAAUACCAGAGAAAACUGGAGGUUCUCACUAAAGAGUUUUAUAGCCUUCAAGCAUCUAGUGAGACACGCAUUACUGAACUUCAGGCACAGAAUUCUGAGCAUCAAGCAAAGCUAGACACUUAUGAAAAACUGGAAAAAGAACUUGAUGAGAUAAUAAUGCAAACUGCAGAAAUGGAAAAUGAAGAGGAAGCAGAAAGGAUUCUCUUUUCCUAUGGAUAUGGUGCUAAUGUUCCUACAACAGCCAAAAGGCGGUUAAAACAAAGUGUUCACUUGGCAAGAAGGUUACUGCAGCUAGAAAAGCAAAACGCAUUGCUUGUAAAAGAUCUGGAACAUCAGAAAGAACAAGUCACGCAGAUUUCACAAGAGCUUCACAGAGCCAAUUCUUUGUUGAGUCAAGUACAACAGCCAUACAAGUACCUCAUUGAGUCUGUACAACAGAGAGAUUCUCAGAUACAUUUACAGAAAGAACAUAUUACACAACUUGAGAAAGAUGUCAGCCUUUUAAAUAAAGAAAAGACAGCUUUGCUGCGUGUCAAGAAUCAAAUGGCAGCAGAUUUGGAAAGACUUCUAAAUCAUCGUGAGGAACUGGCAGUAAUGAAACAAAUUCUGAUCAGUCUUCAUGGUAAACGCUAUGGGGAAAAUUUACCUCAGUCUCAUAGUGAUGUAAGAAGCUUAACUGCAAAACACAAAUCAAACCCUUCUGUAAAGCUGCCAGCAGAACACGAGGAAGAAAAUGUAUUUAUACCCAAACCAACAUUAUUUACGAAUAGAGAGGCACCUGAUUGGUACAGGAAGCUGAAGCAGAAAAAAGCACCAUGAUAUUGUUCCAGGGAUUUUCAAUAUAAAUUAUCUGUUUGGGAGUUUAUUCUGUGAAGAAAGAAAUUGUAUUCAUAAUCAUGUUCUUAGUACCACACAAAUAAACAACUGGUUUGUUUAAUUUUAUACCUAUAAUAUGUUUAUACAUUGUAACAUUACCAUUAAACAGCUAAUGAAAAAAUAUGUGGCAGUACUUGAUGUGAUGAUUUUACCAUCAGUAUGUUCUAAUUCAAAAUAGUGAAUACAAACAUACUCUGUGUGUGUUAAUAAUUUUAGCUAAUAAAGGACAUCUUAUUCACAAUGCUCAUUAAUGUGAAUUUCAGCUUUUUCAUAUAGUUUUUCU